CUCAACACACCAUUCUCUCUUUUGAUCAGAUGGCUUUCUCUCCCAUAUGUAUAUAUACACAACCCCCCUCUUUGCAUGAACCUCAACAAAACAACACAUUCAAAUAUCAGACACCUUUACCUUCUUCUACUGAAACCAGAAGAGGGAAACAAAGCCAAUCCACAACAAUGGCAAAGCAACCAUCUUUGAAGAGAUCAGAUUCCAUUGCUGAGACCAUGCCCGACGCGCUAAAACAGAGCCGCUACCAUACCAAGAGAUGUUUCUCCAGGUUUCUGGCAAGCGGGAAGAGGCUGAUGAAGCACCAGAACAUAAUGGAGGAACUGGAAGCGACGAUCCAAGACAAGGGUGAAAGAGACAAGGUGUUGGAAGGGCUCCUCGGCUACAUCCUGAGUUGCACUCAGGAGGCAGCCGUGGUGCCACCUUUCGUUGCAUUCGCGGUGAGGCCUAACCCUGGCGUGUGGGAGUAUGUCAAGGUCGGGGCUGAUGAUUUGAGUGUAGAUGGCAUCUCCAGCUCUGAAUACCUGCAGUUCAAAGAAACGAUCUACGACGAAAAUUGGGCAAAAGAUGAGAAUGCACUGGAAGUGGAGUUUGGAGCAUUUGAUUUCUCUUCCCCUCACCUUACUCUUUCAUCCUCCAUUGGAGAUGGAGUCAAGUACAUCUCAAAAUUCUUGUCACCAAAGCUUGUUGCUAGCUCCCACUCUUCAAAGAAGUUGGUAGACUAUCUAAUAGGCCUCAACUACCAUGGAGAUAACCUUAUGAUAAAUGAGACAUUGGACACACCAUCAAAGCUCCAAGGAGCAUUGAUAGUAGCUGAAUGCUUUCUUGCAUCACUUCCACAAGACACACCAUGCCAGGAUUUCCACCAAAGCCUGAGAGCAUGGGGAUUCGAGAAGGGAUGGGGGGACACGGCUGGAAGGGUUAAGGAGACGAUGGUGAUGCUCUCCGAGUCGCUUCAAGCACCCGAUGGAGAGAAAUUGGAGCAGCUGUUCAGUAGGAUUCCAAACAUGUUCAACAUUGUCAUCUUCUCCCCACAUGGAUUCUUUGGUCAAGCUGAUGUUCUUGGGUUGCCCGACACCGGGGGCCAGGUGGUUUACAUUCUUGAUCAAAUGAGGGGAUUGGAGGAGGAAUUGCUUCAGAGGAUCAAACUGCAGGGACUUAACUUGAAGCCGAAGAUCAUUGUGAUAACAAGGCUGAUACCAGAAGCUCGAGGCACGAAAUGCAACCAAGAAGUAGAGCCAAUUGAGAACACGAAGCACUCUUACAUUCUCAGACUUCCUUUCAAGACAAGUAAAGGGACUAUCUUUCCACAUUGGCUUUCUCGUUUCGAUGUGUAUCCUUACCUCGAGAGAUUCGCUAAGGAUGCUGGUCGGGCGAUUGUUGAGCACACAGACGGCAGACCAGACCUCAUCAUGGGGAACUAUAGUGAUGGGAACUUGGUGGCCACUCUUGUGGCCAGGAAACUUGGAAUACCUUUGGGGACAAUUGCUCAUGCUUUGGAGAAAACGAAAUAUGAAGACUCAGAUGCCAAGUGGAAGGAACUCGAUCCGAAGUACCAUUUCUCAUGCCAAUUCACAGCUGACAUGAUUGCAAUGAAUGCAGCUGAUUUCAUCAUCACCAGCACUUACCAAGAAAUUGCUGGAAGCAAGGAAAAGUCAGGACAGUAUGAGAGCCACACCGCUUUUACCAUGCCAGGGCUAUGCCGAGUCGUGUCAGGAAUCAACGUUUUCGAUCCGAAGUUCAACAUUGCUGCACCUGGAGCUGAUCAAUCUGUCUACUUCCCAAACACCGAGAAGUCGAGAAGGCUGACCACUUUCCAUCCUGUCAUUGAAGAGCUGCUCUACAGCAAGGAUGAGAACAAUGAUCACAUUGGGUAUCUGAAUGAUCCGAAGAAACCGAUAAUAUUCUCCAUGGCGAGGCUGGACACAGUGAAGAACGUGACAGGGCUCACAGAGUGGUAUGGAAAGAACAAGAGGCUAAGGAACUUGGUCAACCUCGUCAUAGUUGGAGGAUUUUUCGAUCCAUCGAAAUCAAACGACAGAGAAGAGAUGGCUGAGAUUAAAAAGAUGCAUACUUUGAUGGAGAAGUACCAACUGAAGGGACAAAUGAGAUGGAUUGCAGCUCAAACGGAUAGGUACCGAAAUGGAGAGCUCUACCGUUGCAUUGCAGACACCAAAGGAGCAUUCGUGCAACCUGCAUUCUACGAGGCGUUUGGUCUUACAGUGAUCGAGGCCAUGAACUGUGGACUGCCAACUUUUGCAACCAUUCAUGGAGGGCCUGCAGAGAUAAUUGUCGAUGGGGUCUCGGGCUUCCACAUUGAUCCUUACAACGGAGAUGACAUGGGGAACAAGAUUGCCGAGUUUUUCGAGCAAUGCAAGGAGGAUCCUGCUUAUUGGAAUCAAAUGUCAGCUUCUGGUCUUAAGAGAAUCAACGAAUGCUAUACUUGGAACAUAUAUGCAAAGAAGAUGAUAAACAUGGGGUCAAUCUAUGGAUUCUGGAGGCAGUUCAACAAAGAAGAGAAGCUUGCUAAGCAAAGAUACAUUCAGACGUUUUACAACCUCCAUUUCAGGACACUGGUGAAGAAAAGUUUUGGGUUGAGUGAUGAGCCAUAUAUAGAAGCAGAAGAAGCAAAUGGAGCCAUACACAAAUUUGUGCCAUCUCCAGUCCCAUCCUUACCUCCUCCAGCAAUCACAACCCAAUCACAACAGAAAGAACCAAAACGCAAAGAGGGUGUCACUCCACCUAAACCAAUCAUUGCAAGGCCCGGAGGUUCCAUACUCGAGAGGCUAAAAGUGGGCAAUCCAUCGGUAGCUGAUAGAGUUGACGGUGUGAAUGGGGAAAUGAGUAGAUCUCGAAGCCGAAAGUUCUUCCGGAUGUUAUCUAUGUUUAUAGUGGCUUAUGCGCUCGUCAGAGUGUAUUAUUUAUUCAAGUGAAGGUGGCAACUUGGAAAGCAAGCAAGCAAGCAAGAAAGCAUGGUUGUAAAUGAAUAAUGUACUUGUACGCUAUUUCUCCACUGACAUCAAUAAAGAUGAUGACUUAACUCAAUAUAUCGAUUCUGAAAACAAGCUUUGCAAUUGUAACUGCAUUUCUAAU
Molecule: messenger RNA, 3090 nt
Organism: Linum tenue
Lineage: Eukaryota; Viridiplantae; Streptophyta; Magnoliopsida; Malpighiales; Linaceae
Source: the annotation of a GenBank genome assembly